UCAGUUCCCGGGAAGCACAAGCUCCGAAACAGGGAAGAAGAUGGGGAUCAGAUUCAUACUGCUAGUGAACAAGCAAGGCCAGACCCGCCUUGCCCAAUACUACGAGUACCUCACUCUCGAACAAAGAAGAGCUCUCGAGGGUGAAAUCGUCCGGAAAUGCCUUGCCCGUACAGAAAAUCAGUGUUCAUUUGUCGAGCAUCGUAACUACAAAAUUGUCUACAGGCGAUAUGCAUCAUUGUUUUUCUUGGUUGGAGUUGACAACGAUGAGAAUGAGCUAGCUAUUCUGGAAUUCAUACAUCUGUUAGUGGAAACCAUGGACCGCCAUUUUGGCAAUGUGUGUGAGCUGGACAUAAUGUUCCAUUUGGAGAAGGCACAUUUCAUGUUGGAGGAAAUGGUCAUGAAUGGGUGUAUUGUUGAGACGAGCAAGUCGAACAUUCUGGCUCCAAUUCAAUUGAUGGACAAAGCUUCCUAACUAUUUCAAUGAAGUCAUAGUUGGUUCUUAUGUAUCAAAUUUAGGCUUCUGUUCUAGCCUUUUUCAUUUUUCCCCUUUCCUUUUCUGCCACCCCUGUUGAUGUUCAGUAAUGAUAUGCUUUGUUGCACAGCACAUUGGUGUAUUCCAUACCAGUUUUUUCUCA
Messenger RNA from Telopea speciosissima, 635 nucleotides. Its product is annotated as AP-4 complex subunit sigma. NCBI's taxonomy places the organism in Eukaryota, Viridiplantae, Streptophyta, Magnoliopsida, Proteales, Proteaceae. The record is from RefSeq and is a predicted model, not a curated record. The transcript has 4 exons. Bases 41 to 472 code for a protein of 143 amino acids. Gene Ontology annotation, cellular component: intracellular membrane-bounded organelle. Gene Ontology annotation, biological process: protein transport; vesicle-mediated transport.